Molecule: messenger RNA, 1659 nt
Organism: Anneissia japonica
Lineage: Eukaryota; Metazoa; Echinodermata; Crinoidea; Comatulida; Comatulidae
Exons: 3
Coding region: 1-1659 (552 amino acids)
Source: RefSeq, a predicted model, not a curated record
AUGGCUGAGAGUGAGAAUCCUAGUAUGAACUGGGCCAGUCCUGAUUUCGUUAAGGAGUUCAAUAGGUUUAGACAACACUGUCAGUUUACUUUUGAUGGUCCUCUCGCAGCUAAAACUGAGCUGGAAAAAGUAAACUACCUAAUGACAUAUAUAGGUGAUAGGGGCAGGAAAAUAUUUUCCACAUUCCAAUGGACCCCAGGUACACCAGCAGCAGGGGGAAACCCAGCUGUACCAGCUGAAAACGAGAUCCUUUCGGGUGUUUUGAGCAAGUUUGAAACCUAUGUGGCUCCGAAGAGAAAUGUAAUUAAAGCUACUUUAGAAUUUAACAAAAGAUCUCAGGGUACAACUGAGUCUUUUAGUACAUUUUUGACUGAUCUAAGAGUGUUAGUAAAACGGUGUGAUUACCAAGAUGAAGAAAGAAUGUUAAGAGAUGCUAUAAUUUUAAGAAAAAGAGACCAAAAAGUUCGAGAAAAGUGUCUCGACUUGGGGGAUGAACUUACCCUGGAUAAAGCUAUAAAUUUAGCACUAAAUUAUGAAACCUCCCAGGCCAGUUUAGUUGCUAUGGAUCGAUCGGAAUCUGUAAGCGCAAUAAACAAAGGGAGACGAAUAGUAAAAGGUCAACCUAAGGGUCAACAGGGCCAGAGUAGACAACUGAAGUGCGGCAGGUGUGGGACUAAUCACCAAUAUGAAUCAUGUCCAGCCUAUGGUACAAUAUGCUCAAAGUGUAAAGGUAGAAACCACUGGGCCAGUUAUUGUAGAAGUAGGCCUAGGUCAAGUUUUAAAAGCAGAGCAACUAAAGGAAGUAAAAAAGUAAACGAAUUACUACAAUCUGACUCAGAUGAGGAUGAAUUCCUAGUUGAUGUAAACAUUUUAAGUCUUAAUAGCAGUCUUGGCUGUAUGCCAAUGAAGCAUAACAUUCACAUUGAUAAGUCUGUUACUCCAGUCCAAAAUGCGUGCAGAAAAGUGCCGUUUAAAUUGAGAGACAAAGUAGAGAAGGAGUUGAAACGUAUGACAGACUUGGGAGUUAUUGAAAAAAUAACCCAGCCAACGGAAUGGGUUAAUAAUAUGGUAACCGUAGCAAAGAAAAAUGGGGAUAUACGACUCUGCCUAGAUCCCCGAGAUUUGAACAAUGCAAUUCAACGUGAGCACUUCAAGUUACCAUCAAGAGAGGACAUAAUGGCUGAGUUUGCUAAUGCGAAAAUAUUCAGCAAAUUAGAUGCUGCUUCAGGUUUUUGGCAGAUACCUCUUGAUGAUAAAAGAGCAAAAUUGACAUGCUUCAUUACACCAUUUGGACGUUACAUCUACAAAAGGCUGCCAUUUGGAUUAAACAUGGCCCCAGAAGCCUAUCAUAAAAGAAUCCAUGAACUUUUCGAAUGUAUCCCUGGAGUUAAUACAAUGAUGAAUGACAUCAUAGUAUGGGGUACGACCCGAGAAGAACAUGAUGCUAGACUAGAGCGGCCUGAUCCUAGAAAAGUGAGUGCCAUUGAAAACAUGCCUAGACCAGAAAAUAAACAAGAAUUACAGAGAUUCCUAGGAAUGGUAACAUUCCGUGCAAAGUUUGUUCCAGAUCUUUCAAGCAUCACUGCACCACUACGAAACCUGACAAAAGAUCAAAAUGAAUGGAUGUGGGAAGAAUCACAAGAGAAUGCCUGGAUAUAG